Molecule: messenger RNA, 555 nt
Organism: Erigeron canadensis
Lineage: Eukaryota; Viridiplantae; Streptophyta; Magnoliopsida; Asterales; Asteraceae
Product: ankyrin repeat-containing protein ITN1-like
Exons: 1
Coding region: 1-555 (184 amino acids)
Source: RefSeq, a predicted model, not a curated record
AUGGUGUUCAGAGGAGAGCAUAAGGAAUUGAGGAAAGAAGGCGAAGAAUGGAUGAAAAAGGCUGCAGAUUCAUAUACAAUCACAGCAGCAAUUAUCACAACAAUAGUAUUUGCAGCUGCCAUUACUGUACCAGGUGGAACUGAUGGCAAUACCGGGAGAGCAAUUUAUGCCACAAAUCCAGGUUUUAUCAUAUUUGUGGUUUCGGAUGCAAUCUCAUUGUUUACAUCCAUUACUUCCUUGUUGAUGUGCCUUUCCAUUUUAACAACGCGCUACAGAGACGAAGACUUUCUCUAUCGGUUACCCCAGAGAAUGAUGCUUGGCAUUGCUAUGCUAUUCAUAUCAGUUACCUCCAUGAUGAUAGCCUUUAGUGCAACAUUAUACAUUAUGUUUGCACAGGGUAAAACAUGGAUAUUUUUCCCGAUAGCUGCACUAACAUGUUUACCGGUUAUUUCGUUCGUGACAUUACAACUACCCUUGCUUUUCGAUCUGUUCUCUUCCACAUAUGGCCGAGGAAUCUUUGGUAAACAAAGUGAUGGGAAGAGCAAACGAUAUUAA